GUGCUCUGAUUGGCCGGCGGGCUGGCUGGCUGGCCCUGGGAAAAGUGAAGUCUUCGCUGUCACCGCCGCUCAACUUUCCUCGCCGCUUUUGUUCCACGUCACGGUGCGCCUCCGCGAGAGACGUGCCCGGGGAAUAUUAACCAGAGUUACACCGGAAAAGUGUUCUUAAAAGGGGGGACCGGCUUGCGGCUGCCACUACCGGAGAUGGACAAGCUAACUCCGAGCUGACGGGUUAGCCUAAAAGCCAUAGGUCAAGAAUAGGAGCUAUGCUAACAGCUAACUAGCUUAGCAUCCCGUCGGCGAACCGAGGGGGUUUUCUUACAACCAAGCCCGGCCGCUGCUGCGUCUCCCCCGGCGGCCUUGUCGCGACACAGUCGGUGGAAGGAGAAAACGAGACGAUUCAACCAAAGCGGGUGAUCCGAACAGAAUGCUGUCGAACGCUCAGAACCAGCCGCUCUUCCCCAACCCGGCCGGGCAGCAGAACCCCGCCUUCCUGGGCCGACCCGGCUUGCAGAUCAAGCGGAACGCCAUCAUAGACGACUACAAGGUGACCAGUCAGGUUCUGGGGCUGGGCAUCAAUGGCAAGGUGCUGGAGAUCUUCCAGAGGAAGACCGGGGACAAGUACGCCUUAAAGAUGCUGCAGGAUUGUUCCAAAGCACGUAGAGAAGUGGAGCUCCAUUGGAGGGCUUCACCCUGUUCCAACAUUGUACGAAUUAUUGAUGUCUAUGAGAACCUCUAUCAAGGCCGAAAAUGUCUGCUUAUUGUCAUGGAAUGCAUGGAUGGCGGUGAGCUUUUUAGUCGAAUCCAGGACAGAGGCGACCAGGCCUUCACGGAGAGAGAGGCGUCUGACAUCAUGAAGAACAUCGGCGAGGCCAUCCAGUACCUGCAUGCAGUCAACAUUGCACAUCGAGAUGUCAAGCCGGAGAAUUUACUGUACUCCACGAAGAGGCCCUGCGCUUUGCUCAAACUCACAGACUUUGGCUUUGCCAAGGAGACCACGUCUCACAACUCUCUCGCGACGCCCUGCUACACGCCCUACUACGUUGCUCCAGAGGUUCUGGGCCCAGAAAAAUAUGACAAAUCAUGCGACAUGUGGUCAUUGGGGGUCAUCAUGUACAUCCUGCUGUGUGGGUACCCCCCUUUUUAUUCUGACCACGGUCUAGCCAUUUCUCCUGGGAUGAAGAAGAGGAUCAGGAUGGGCCAGUACGAGUUUCCUAAUCCCGAAUGGUCUGACGUAUCGGAAGAAGCCAAACAACUGAUUAAGACCCUCCUGAAGACGGAGCCCACCCAGAGGAUGACCAUCACAGAGUUCAUGAACCAUCCCUGGAUUAAUCAAUCGAUGGAGGUUCCCCAGACGCCGCUCCACACCAGCCGGGUGCUGAAGGAAGAGAAGGACGCCUGGGAGGAUGUGAAGGAGGAAAUGACGAGUGCCUUGGCCACCAUGAGGGUGGACUACGAGCAAAUAAAGAUAAAGACCAUCGAGGACUCCACCAACCCACUGCUGACCAAGAGGAGGAAGAAGGCCAAUAACGCCAUGGCCAAGCCUCAGUCCGCCGCCCACUGAACCACGUCCGCACCCGCACAGGUUGUAAAAAAAAAAAAAAAAGGAAGCAAUAAUUUGUCGACACGUGAGUUGCACUGCAUGGAUUUGUCUUUCUUUCUCAUGUUUUGUCAAGAGUGCUGUUUUUUGUUUUUUUUUAUCCCGCAAGCAUUUAAAACAACCUGACAGAGAGGUCCGUGGUCCCCGCUUUUACAGAAGGGACGUAAUUUCGCACAAGUGAGGAGACACACUCGAAAGAUCCUCUCCUCAGGUUUUGUUCUCGGCACACGGAGCGUAGCAACCCCUCGAAGGCCAAAGCUAGUGAAUAUGGGGGGAAAAAAAAGCGUUGAGGAACGCCGGAUGUCUGGAGCGGACAAGUGGAAUGUAAGGACUCACUCACGUGCUUUCUCACCUGCCUCGAAGAAAGUAGCAUCUUCACCUGGUAGCGUAAAAGAGACCCGACUGUAUUUUUUCACAGAUUUUAAUAGCAUUUUAGCACAGGCCUCUUUUUUUUGAUACAAAUGACUUUUAGAAAAACAAACCCUUUCCCAGAAUAAUGUUUUGUUGCUAUGCAGACGGUGUGUUAGCUUCAAGUACCGCUUGGACCUAUUUUUUUUUUUUUUUUUGGGUUGGUGUUGGCAUGUUUGCUCCGUGUAUUUGAGAGAUGGGUGCUGCAUGUGUUCAUGUGGGCAGAAGAACUCUCGGAACCAGAAGGACUAAAUGGUUCCCGGUCUGUGUUUUCUGCACAUUUUUCCUCGACGACAACAGCCUAGCCUCCCGGACUAAUCCGAAGUAGAAAGUACUAAAGAGCUUCCUGCGAGGCCCCGUGAAGCAACCACCAGCAAGCUGUCGUCACAAUCCCAGGACGCGGGCGACAGUUCUUCUCCGUAUUCAGGACUUUCUUCACGCUCAUCGCAUCUGUUUUGUUCCUUCAGUCGGCCACAUGUUCACCCACAAAUCGCACUGUAAAAAAAUAAUGUUUGAAUGUCUCCGAUCGUGUUCUUUUUCCACGUCCCUCCGAGCACAUUUUAGUAGCAGAUUUCUUUUUAUUUUUUCCUGUUCCGUCAUCUGCAGCUGCCAUAUUUUGUCUGCUCGCUCUUAAUUAAAAAAACAAACAAACAUGCAAAACAA
Molecule: messenger RNA, 2671 nt
Organism: Nerophis ophidion (straightnose pipefish)
Lineage: Eukaryota; Metazoa; Chordata; Actinopteri; Syngnathiformes; Syngnathidae
Gene: mapkapk2a
Product: MAPK activated protein kinase 2a
Exons: 10
Coding region: 428-1564 (378 amino acids)
Biological process (GO): protein autophosphorylation; intracellular signal transduction; cellular response to vascular endothelial growth factor stimulus
Cellular component (GO): nucleus; cytoplasm
Molecular function (GO): calmodulin binding; mitogen-activated protein kinase binding; calcium/calmodulin-dependent protein kinase activity
Source: RefSeq, a predicted model, not a curated record